Trichosurus vulpecula (common brushtail) is the source of this 1748-nucleotide messenger RNA. RefSeq names its product milk fat globule EGF and factor V/VIII domain containing (gene MFGE8). The record is from RefSeq and is a predicted model, not a curated record. Gene Ontology annotation, molecular function: calcium ion binding. Lineage: Eukaryota; Metazoa; Chordata; Mammalia; Diprotodontia; Phalangeridae.
UGACUGACUCAUUCUGUGGCUCCCGUCCCCGGAGAAGUCAAAACACAAACAGGCUUCAAGAGCUUGCAGAGUCAGCCCAGCGGGGCCACAGCGCACAAGCCCAGGCAAGAGCUGCCCUCUCAGCUCUCGUAGAUAGCAUGAAGGGCCCCAGCCUCUUCCAGACACUUUGGAGACUCCUGUUCUCCCUGUCUGUGGUCUUGGCUGCCUCUGGUGAGGAUUGUGAUCCCAGCCUGUGUCUGAAUGGAGGUACCUGCCUGAAUGGAAGCGAGAGCUCUACUUUCUACUGCCUCUGUCCUGAUGGAUUCACUGGGCAGAACUGCAAUGAGACUGAGCAAGGGCCUUGCACCCCGAAUCCCUGCCAAAACAACGGCCAGUGCCGAGUGGUGACUGAGUCCCGUCGAGGAGAUGUCUUUGCCCAGUAUGUCUGUGACUGUCCUGAAGAAUUUGAGGGCCCUCAUUGCCAGAGAGCAAGCAGUCCAGUGAUGAAUGAGUGCAACACACAGCCUUGCAAGAACGGUGGCACCUGCUUUGACCAGGAAGAAGGCUACAGCAAGUGUCUUUUCCCGUUCACGGGAAAGUCUUGCAGUCCCGUAACUUGCAACAUGCCACUGGGCAUGGAGGGAGGUGCCAUUGCUGAUUUCCAGAUUUCAGCGUCAUCUGUACAUUACAGUUUUCUGGGGAUGCAGCGUUGGGGGCCAGAGUUGGCCCGGCUCAAUGCUAAAGGAAUUGUCAAUGCCUGGACUGCCAGCAACUAUGACAAGAACCCCUGGAUACAGGUGAAUCUUUUGCGGAAGAUGAGAAUAACAGGCAUCAAGACACAGGGUGCCAGCCGGACAGGCAGUUCUGAAUAUCUGCGGACCUUCAAAGUGGCAUAUAGUGACGAUGGGCGCAUCUUUGAAUUCAUCCAGGAGCCAAACCAACUCAGGGACCAGGUCUUUGUGGGGAACAUAGACAACAAUGGCCUGAAGACCAACAUUUUUGAUCCACCUCUGGUGACCCAGUUUGUGAGGAUCGCUCCUGUUGUCUGCCGUAGGGCCUGUACCCUCCGGUUUGAGCUUGGUUGUGAAGUGGAAGGUUGUUCUGAGCCUCUGGGCAUGAAGUCUGAGGUCAUCCCUGACAGUAGGAUCACAGCUUCUAGCACCUUCAAGACUUUUGGCCUGGAUGCUUUCAGCUGGCAUCCCUAUUUUGCUCGGUUGGACAAGCAAGGCAAAUUCAAUGCCUGGACCGCUCAGAGCAAGGAGGACACUGAGUGGCUGCAGAUUGACUUGGGUAAACCAAAGCGGGUGACAGGCAUCAUCACGCAGGGGGCCCGGGACUUUGGUAAUAUCCAGUAUGUAUCAGCAUACAAAGUGGCCUAUAACGAUAACAAAUCCUGGACUGAAUACAAGGAGAGCAGAACCAACAGCAGCAAGGUAUCUUUUUAGGGAACCUCAGACAACUACUCCCACCAGAAGAACAUAUUUGAGACCCCUUUCUACUCCCGGUUUGUCCGGAUCCUGCCUGUUGCCUGGCAUGGGCGUAUCACCUUGAGGUGGAGCUGCUGGCUGUGAGGAGUAGAGCCCCUCCACUCAUGGAGAGACUGGACAGGGCCUGAAGUGGGUGGGAGGUCCAAGGCCAGGCUCACCUUCUUCCUCCCCCUGACCCUGCCUCCAGCCUCUGUGUCUCACUUGCCUCUGCCUGCAUGUCCCUGGCCUCAAGGCCUGGGGACAGGAUGAGCAGGGAGGUUCACCGCCUGAUUGUAGUUGAAA